This is a messenger RNA of Penicillium digitatum Pd1, 339 nucleotides long. RefSeq names its product DASH complex subunit DAD4. The record is from RefSeq and is a predicted model, not a curated record. Gene Ontology annotation, biological process: attachment of spindle microtubules to kinetochore. Gene Ontology annotation, cellular component: DASH complex; mitotic spindle. Lineage: Eukaryota; Fungi; Ascomycota; Eurotiomycetes; Eurotiales; Aspergillaceae.
AUGCAAGUAGUGUCCCCGGACCGCGAAGUCUGUAUAGCCACACGUGACCUCAUCCCAAUUGAGUCCAAGCAAACACCUCCACGUCCAACAUUAACACAACAAUUUUUCAAUCUUUUAGCCAUGGAAAGCCCCCACGAGCAUCAGCAGACUGUGCUGCUCUCCCGCAUCAUCACCAACGUUGAGAAGCUUAAUGAGGCCAUUAUGGUCAUGAACAAGGGUCUCCAGGAAGUCAACAUCCAGAACAUGAAUGUUGAGCUAGUCGCCCAGAUGUUCAAGAAUUAUCAGUCGAAUGUUCUCUUCCACCUUGAAGCCACAGAGAACCUCCAAGACCCAUCCUAA